AUGUGCCCCAGGGGUGCGCCCCCAGCCGCCUUCAUCGACUUCAACACCGCCCGCGAGUACCAGCCAAACAUGGGCUUCUUUGUGGCGGCGGACGGGGCGCACAGGGUGUCGCGGCUGCUGCCCGCUGCUGCGCUCGUGACCUACGCGCCCCCCGGCAGCUUCUACCAGGACCACCCUAUCGUGGAUGAUGUCAAGGUGACACUGGACUACGACCUCACCGCACCCCUGGCAGCACCACGGUGGCUCGACGGCUUCCAGCACUUUGUGGGGGCGCCCUACUCCCCCGGCCUCUGUGUCGUGGUGGACGUGCGCUACGUCGUGCCGGCUGCCGGCGGCAGCGCCCCCGCGGGCUGGGCGCUGCUGCCGGUGUUUGAGCGGUGCGGCGCCUUUGUCGCCAGCGGCACCUACCACUUGCCGCUGUUCCAGGGUGUCCCUGGGUCCACCCUGCUGGCUGAGGUGGCGGCCAGGGGUGACCCCCACGCAGUCAUGGUGGCGCAGAUCAAGUCCGGCCGCAUCCGGCCCAGCCUGGACUUUGCGUCCGUGACAGUCCGGCUGAGGUGUGCGACGCGCGCCGGGCAGCUUGAGUCUCCCGCCUGGGCGGCGCCGCUGCCUUCGCUGCGGCUGCCGCGUUACGUGGUGGCAGGGCUGGGGUCGAAGCACGUGGCUGAGAUGAGGCGGGUCGUCAAAAAUAAGACCUACAGCCAGGCCAAGCCCCAGGCCCUGACCGAUGACCAGUGGGUGGACCAGAUCAAUGACGCCGUCAUCAAGGCCGCGGGGCUGGAGGGGGAUGACGACGGCGGGCUGCAGGGCGGCGGCGAGGAGGCGCGAGAGGAGGAGCGGGGGGCCGCAGCGGGCGGCGAGGUUGAGGGCGCAGCAGAAUGA
Molecule: messenger RNA, 882 nt
Organism: Monoraphidium neglectum
Lineage: Eukaryota; Viridiplantae; Chlorophyta; Chlorophyceae; Sphaeropleales; Selenastraceae
Exons: 6
Coding region: 1-882 (293 amino acids)
Source: RefSeq, a predicted model, not a curated record